Nematolebias whitei (Rio pearlfish) is the source of this 961-nucleotide messenger RNA. Its product is annotated as galactose-specific lectin nattectin-like. The transcript is spliced from 7 exons. The record is from RefSeq and is a predicted model, not a curated record. Gene Ontology annotation, molecular function: signaling receptor activity. The coding region runs from base 257 to 757 and encodes 166 amino acids. NCBI's taxonomy places the organism in Eukaryota, Metazoa, Chordata, Actinopteri, Cyprinodontiformes, Rivulidae.
UGACCCACCCCGAUCACUCCCAUUACUGGUUCAAAUCUCAGCAGCUCACAACCUCAGGCAGGGGUGUGACAACCAAACCCCCCUCCACACACACACACAGCAUUAAUAUUGAUCUCAAUACAUGCCAUCAGUUGACUGACAGGUUCACCAACAGUGUAAAGGUAUAAAAGCACUGUGUUCACUUUUUUAAAGCAUCCUUCUUUCAGCAAGUGCUGCUGCUACUGCUAGUGCUGCUUGGACCAAACAUUACAACAAGAUGUCAUCAAGUCUGCUCUUCUUGUUGCUCCUUUGUGGACUGGGGAUUGGAGGAAAUAUACUUUGUGAUGCACAACCAGAUACAUGUGAAGGAAAAGAUUGUAACUUCUGCCCUCCUGGAUGGUCUACAGAUAAAGAACGCUGUUACCUGUUCAACAGUACUAAAGUGAACUGGGAUACAGCUGAGGAAAGCUGCAUUGACGAAGGUGGACAUUUGGCCUCCUUUCAUAACCAAGAUGAGUACGAUUUUAUCCGGAGAUUCAUUGUGACUGCUACAGGGACCGAUACAAAAGCUUGGGUUGGAGGCACCGAUAUAGAAGAGGAAGGUGUGUGGAAAUGGAGCGAUGGCACCAGCUUCUCCUACACUCAUUGGGGCAGUGGGGAACCAAACAACUUGGGUGGAAACGAGAACUGCAUGGAUAUCAACGUGGAUGGACAAGAUCACGUCAACGAUGAAGUCUGCAGCCAAGAAAAUGCUUUUGUUUGCGUUCAAGUUGUGUAACUGUCUUUGUUGUCCCAACAACACGAUGAUGUCACUUCCAGCAGGAGCUCAAGCCUCAAAGACGUCCCUUCUGGAGGUCAACUGGUCAAAUUUGAUCUCUUUUAGAUAAUUUACAUAAAUAAAUGCAUGUCCUCAACGGUUUUUUAUUUUUGUCUGUCUGCGGCAAUAUUAAGAACCAUCAUUUAAAUAUAAUAAACACUUGAC